GCCCCGCCCCCCUGCACUAACAGGCUCAGUGUCUGCGUAAGGAUCCUGGGGCAAACAACCACUUGGAGAGCCAAGGAGUGAGAGGUACAGCUGGCGAUGCUGACAGGGAGCUGCGGGGACCCUCAGAAAAAGCCACAGGUGACCCAGGACUCAGGGCCCCAGAGCAUGGGGCUUGAGGGACGAGAGACAGCUGGCCAGCCACGAAUGACCCUGCUGCCCACGCCCAACGUCAGUGGGCUGAGCCAGGAGUUUGAAAGCCACUGGCCAGAGAUCGCAGAGAGGUCCCCGUGUGUGGCUGGCGUCAUCCCUGUCAUCUACUACAGUGUCCUGCUGGGCUUGGGGCUGCCUGUCAGCCUCCUGACUGCAGUGGCCCUGGCGCGCCUUGCCACCAGGACCAGGAGGCCCUCCUACUACUACCUUCUGGCGCUCACAGCCUCGGAUAUCAUCAUCCAGGUGGUCAUCGUGUUCGCGGGCUUCCUCCUGCAGGGAGCCGUGCUGGCCCGCCAGGUGCCCCAGGCUGUGGUGCGCACGGCCAACAUCCUGGAGUUUGCUGCCAACCACGCCUCAGUCUGGAUCGCCAUCCUGCUCACGGUUGACCGCUACACUGCCCUGUGCCACCCCCUGCACCAUCGGGCCGCCUCGUCCCCAGGCCGGACCCGCCGGGCCAUUGCUGCUGUCCUGAGUGCUGCCCUGUUGACCGGCAUCCCCUUCUACUGGUGGCUGGACAUGUGGAGAGACACCGACUCACCCAGCACACUGGACGAGGUCCUCAAGUGGGCUCACUGUCUCACUGUCUAUUUCAUCCCUUGUGGUGUGUUCCUGGUCACCAACUCGGCCAUCAUCCACCGGCUACGGAGGAGGGGCCGGAGUGGGCUGCAGCCCCGGGUGGGCAAGAGCACAGCCAUCCUCCUGGGCAUCACCACACUGUUCACCCUCCUGUGGGCGCCCCGGGUCUUCGUCAUGCUCUACCACAUGUACGUGGCCCCUGUCCACCGGGACUGGAGGGUCCACCUGGCCUUGGAUGUGGCCAACAUGGUGGCCAUGCUCCACACGGCAGCCAACUUCAGCCUCUACUGCUUUGUCAGCAAGACUUUCCGGGCCACUGUCCGACAGGUCAUCCACGAUGCCUACCUGCCCUGCACUUUGGCAUCACAGCCAGAGGGCAUGGCGGCGAAGCCUGUGAUGGAGCCUCCUGGACUCCCCAAAGGGGCAGAAGUGUAGAGGAGGGGGCCCAGCUAGGGAGCUCAGGGUGGCUCAUGGCCACAUGUACUGGGGCCUUUGAGGUUGUACCCAAAACACGUUUAUCAACAGCUUGCUUUCCUUGGGUGGGGGUGGAGGCUCCUCCUUUGGGUGUGGCUCCCAGGUAGAGAGGAGGACAACUUAGCCAGCUCUUAU
Molecule: messenger RNA, 1395 nt
Organism: Pan troglodytes (chimpanzee)
Lineage: Eukaryota; Metazoa; Chordata; Mammalia; Primates; Hominidae
Gene: GPR142
Product: G protein-coupled receptor 142
Exons: 3
Coding region: 97-1221 (374 amino acids)
Biological process (GO): G protein-coupled receptor signaling pathway
Cellular component (GO): plasma membrane
Molecular function (GO): G protein-coupled receptor activity
Source: RefSeq, a predicted model, not a curated record